Molecule: messenger RNA, 240 nt
Organism: Linum trigynum
Lineage: Eukaryota; Viridiplantae; Streptophyta; Magnoliopsida; Malpighiales; Linaceae
Source: the annotation of a GenBank genome assembly
AUGGCCAAAAAGUUCUGCUACAAAGCCAAAGUCGUCGUCUCUACCUCCAUCAUAGUGCUGCUUCACUGCGCUGCCGAGGUCCUUGAGAUAACAGAGAACAAACCCGAGGCCAAUUUGAUCCAUGAAACGGGAAAUUCCUCUCCAAAAGUCAAGAGCCUCAACAAAUCCAUUAAAACCUUGAAGUCUUGCGAGCGAGUGUUGCCACUCGCCGAAACUCUAAGCAUCCUAGAGCUGCACUGA